UGACAGAUGCGAGAGGCUUGAAAAAAAAUAGGAGGCGUGAUAAUUCCUGGUCAACGAAGAACGCAAGAGGGCGCUGUAUAUGUCAGCAAUGGCGACUUACGAGUGGCACCCUAAGCCCAGAAACUACAAUGCAGAGCAGAAGGCUGGCGCUCUGCAGGCAGAGCCAACGGUGGACCACCCACUGAAGCCAGUCAUGGUUUCUGAGAUAAAGAAGCUAGGGCGAGGUAACUCCAGCAAGCAGCUGACAUCCAAGCCCACCCCUAGCCCCGCCUUGGACCCGCUAGCAGACACCAUGGAGGGUCUGGAUCCCCUCUCACAGUUUGCUGCAGCUGCGGCCAUCAAGGUGGCUGACCCCUUGUCUCAGGGUCUGGGGCAAGGCGGUGGAAAAGAUGCUACGGACAGUGGUUCAUUUAACAAGAACCAGCUAGAUGACUCCUUUGAACCCUGGUCUAGCAAGAAAGCCACCAUCCUCAGCAAGUACACAACCUCCGAAAAGCUCUCCAUCACUACAAGCUUCCUCUCAACUGGUGGUCAACAGAAGGUGACUGUCAAGUCACAACCAGCUGGCCAGAGCACUGUCACUGACAAAGUCAAGAACAGACUGGAACAGCUGGAUGAUUUUGAAGAGGGUUCUGUUAGGGAGAUGCUAAACCUGAGCCAGCAGGAUUAUGUUCAUCGGAUCAACGAGUUGAACCAAGCCCUCAUAGCCGCUUGGGAUCAAGAUCAGAAAGUGAAGGCACUCAAGAUAGCCAUACAGUGUUCCAAGCUGUUGGCCGAUACAUCAGUAAUCCAGUUCUACCCCAGCAAGUAUGUGCUGAUCACCGAUAUCCUAGACACAUUCGGAAGGCUUGUGUACGACCGCAUCCGUCGCAAGUCCACCUACAUCCCGUCCGGUGGCACCACCCCUCAGAUGCUGCCUGAGAACUUUGCUCCUCACCAGGUCCCCGACUCAGCCAAAGAGACGUGCCGUAAUUGGUUCUUCAAGAUUGCUUCGAUCAGAGAACUCAUUCCAAGGCUCUAUGUGGAGGCAGCCAUUAUGAGUUGUUACAGCUUCUUAACAACUGAUGAGUAUGAGCAAGCGUUGCUACGACUGACCAAUCAAAUGAGAGGUGUAGGAGAUCCACUGGUAGCCAUCUAUGCAAGGGCAUAUCUCUGUCGGGUUGGUGUGGCUGUAGCUCCCAAUGUGCGCACUCAUCUGAUCAACAACUUCUAUGAUUUCCUGUCUUCCUACUCCCAGCUUCGGGGUGACAGUGUUCAGAAUAUCCUAGCCAUCCAACGUCUUGAGAUGGCCAACUAUCUGUCCCUCUACUCACCGGCCCUGGACUGGAUACUACAGUGCAUUGCACACCAUGCCACCGAGGAUAUUUUAACAGAAAUUCUGGCCAAAUGCAAGAAGCAAUGCAACACUGCAUUGCUGUUGAACUCCAUCAUGUCUGCCUUCAAGCCUGAGUUUAUCGCCAGCAGGGCGUUAGGCUUCACUGAGCUCAGCAAGGAAUGCGAAGAAGCUGGAUUCCCAAAGCACCACUUGUAUCGAUCUCUUGGCACCAACUUGGCACUGGCUAAUCCACCACAGCAGCAGCGAUUGUCAGUACUCAACGAAGUCUGGAAGACUGUCAUGAAAUUACGUAAACCUGAGGACUACAUCAGCUGUGCUGAGGUCUGGAUAGAAUAUCCAUGCAGGCAUUUUACUAAGAAAGAAGUGAACACUAUCCUAGGUGACAUCAUCAAGCACAUGACCCCAGACCGUGCAUUUGAAUCAUUCUAUCCGCAGUUGCAGUCUGUGAUGUCAAAAGUCUUGGGUCAUAUCAAGGACUUCUCUGUCUUGCUAUCAAUGGACAAGUUCAUGCCCAUGGUGGACAUGUUCCAGAAGGACGUGGUCAAGGUGGAGCUGUGCCGUACCAUCAUGGAGGCCUUCUGCCGUAACCAAGAGAAACCAACCAAUGAUCCAGUCAUCAUCAAUGCUCUCAUGUUUGUCUGCAAGACCAUGCACGACUCCCUCAAUGCUCUGUCUUUAGAAGAUGAUGUCAGAGAGAUUGGCCGAUUGAUUGCUGGAUUCAUCAGAAAGAUUUCCUUUGGGCGGGACUUUGAGCAGCAGUUGAGCUUCUACGUCGAGUCUCGCGCCAACUUCAGUAAUAUUGACAGUGUGCUGGUUGCACUGGUUCAGUGUGUGAAUCAGUUGGCGACAGAGACGAGAACAGUCAUGAAGGGAAACCACUCCAGGAAAACAGCUGCAUUUGUCAGGGCUUGUGCAGCGUAUUGUUUCAUCACCAUUCCUUCCAUCGUGGACAUCUUCCAUCGGCUCAAUCUCUACCUUCUGUCUGGUCAGGUGGCCUUACUCAACCUGGCGCUGACGCAAGCCGAUGCGUUCUUCAAGGGUGCCAUCAGUCUGAUACCUGACAUUCCCAAGACCAUGGUGAUUGACAAUAAAUCACGCUCCACCGAACCGUUUCUUCUGAGUUACAUCAACAACUUCCUGUCCACACUCCUCGUUGUGCCUGAUAACCCUGAGCACGGUGUUCUGUACUUGGUUCGUGGUCUUCUCAACGUCAUACAGGAUUAUGUGUGGGACACAAGCAGCGACACUAAGGCUUGGGUGUUUCUGAAUGUCAUCAGUUUGUUGUCUGCGAGCUGUCAGGAGCAGUACAUCUACCAUGUCAAGAACGUUGACUCCAAUGAUGUCCUGUACGGAAGUGACAAGAAGUUCCUAGCUGAGGUGUCUGUAUUGUGCGGCACACUCAUCACGUCUAUCCUGGAGCACUGCAAAACAUUGGCUCAGUCCGAGAAUGGUCAAAAGAGACAGUCCCAACUUGCCAUGGAGUUCUUCAAUCGCAUCUUGGUGCACGGUGACAUCUCCCAACCAGAGAUAUCAUCUUUGGCUCUCAAUCUAUGGAAUCUGGCCCAGAAACAUGGACAAGCUGAUACUAAAUACAUGGUGCGAACGCUGGAGUAUGUCAAAACCAAAGGUGGUCAGGCUGGAGGGAAAGCCUACAGAGAUCUUGCUGCAUCUAUGCCACUGCAGUCAAGGACGUAAAGUCAGGCUU
Molecule: messenger RNA, 3041 nt
Organism: Patiria miniata (bat star)
Lineage: Eukaryota; Metazoa; Echinodermata; Asteroidea; Valvatida; Asterinidae
Product: VPS35 endosomal protein-sorting factor-like
Exons: 29
Coding region: 80-3031 (983 amino acids)
Biological process (GO): endocytic recycling
Cellular component (GO): endosome
Source: RefSeq, a predicted model, not a curated record